UCACAGUCGAAUCUUCAAAAAUGUAAGGUUUCUUUUUUGUGCUGACGUCGGACUUCGCGGUGUCACUGUCCCGAAAGCAAACGGAAACACGCGAAAAUGACAGAAAGUUCUUAUACUGCAUCGAAAUCCGCAUAUUAGAACAAAUACCUACAGAAAAACAAUCAUACAGACAGUUUCUUUCAAUGAUCAUGUUUAUAAAAUGUCAAAGGUAAUGAAACGAAUUUAAAAAAGAACAAUAAUACGACUUUCUUGUUUUAUUUUACCACGAAACGUUACUCAAAAUGGACGAAAAGGGGAGACUGUUCAACGAAUCUCUUCAAAAAAUCCAGCUACCGUUUAGACUAAGCGGCUUACCAUUGUACAGUACUGAAAAAUUCACUUUCAAACUACGUAUCUUAUCCUUUCUUCACCUCUUCUUUCUUUCCAGUGGUGCUUUGGGCGCUUUUCACGUUUGCUGGGUAAAGGCUAUGGCAGGGGAGGAUUUUGUAACUGUUACAGUUAUGGCUCCUUGUAUGUGCUUCAGUAGUUUGGCCGGCUUUAAAGCGUUACAUCUGAUAUUAAACCGAAGCAAGAUCUGCGAAAUAAUUGACAAAUUAUUUGCUAUAGAAGAAGAAACCAAGAAUUAUAUCGUAGAUGAUAUUUAUAAUAAAGAAAGGAAUUCUUUGCACAAAGUUAUUACAUAUUUUAAAGCGGUGUAUAUCGUAUUGUUGAUAGCAUUUAUGAUAUCACCGUUUUCUAUAAUGGCAAAGAAUUAUUUCGAAGGGGAUUUUGAGUUGGUUUAUCCUUUUACUUUAUCUUACCCUUUUGACAUUAAUCAUUUGGAGUUAUAUCCAGCGGUUUAUCUUCAUCAAGUGGAGUGUACAAUCGCAGUGUUUUUGUUCGCGGGUGCUGCCGACUCUUUCUUCUAUACCUGCUGUCUGUACAUCAGUAUACAGUUCAAGAUGCUGCAGCUGCAAUUUGAGAUCCUCAUCCCUGAUGAUAGGAGUCAAAUCAGACUGAAGUUUGAAGAUGUGAAAGACAAAUUUGUGGAAUUGGUGGAGUGGCAUGAGAAAUUGAUAAGCUUGACGAACCUGUUGGAGGUCGUCUACGGGAAGAUCACGCUGUACAACUUCGUCAUCAGUUCUGUUCUGAUCUGCCUCACUUUGUUCGAUGUCACGGUGAUAAAAGACGUGUCAUUAGCCUUGACGUUCCUCUUCUUCCUCACCACGUGUUUUGUGCAAAUAUCCUUAUUAUGCUACUUCGGAGACAAGGUGACGCAGGCGAGUACAGAAGUGAGCGAUGCUGUGUACAAUAGUUUGUGGUAUAAAUGUGAUAUCUCAGUUGGAAAACAUUUGCUUAUCGUUUUGAUGAGGUCACAAAAGCCUUGCAAGCUGACCGCUUUGGGCUUCGCUGACGUCAACCAGAGAUCUUUUAUGAGGAUCAUGAGCAACGCCUGGUCGUACUUUGCCUUGCUGAAAACAAUGUAUCAUUAGAAUAUAAAACGUGCAUUAUAAAGAAUAAUGAGGAAUUUAGUUAAAUGACAUCACAAUUAGUGUAAGAACUCAACUUUAUUUAUCAAUUUGUCAUUCACACCUUGAAAUGUAUGAAGCCACAUCGAUAAAUCUUCAUUGGAUAACCGGGAAUUUAGUUGGAAAAAAAUAAAAUAAUUUCUUGAUAACUGAUUGAAUAAUCAAACAGGAUCAUUAAAUGUUACUUUAAUUUAUUCGUUUUAUUAAUUACCUACGUGAUUUACAA
Messenger RNA from Plodia interpunctella (Indianmeal moth), 1734 nucleotides. Its product is annotated as putative odorant receptor 92a. Gene Ontology annotation, biological process: sensory perception of smell; detection of chemical stimulus involved in sensory perception of smell. The transcript is spliced from 7 exons. NCBI's taxonomy places the organism in Eukaryota, Metazoa, Arthropoda, Insecta, Lepidoptera, Pyralidae. The record is from RefSeq and is a predicted model, not a curated record. Gene Ontology annotation, cellular component: plasma membrane. The coding region runs from base 282 to 1472 and encodes 396 amino acids. Gene Ontology annotation, molecular function: odorant binding; olfactory receptor activity.